AUGGUUUACACUAUGGAAGACAACCAGAACUCUGCCCCCGGCGGUGUCCAGGAAGCUAAGCUCAAUGCUGGUCGCAAAGCCCCCGACUCUCAGAGCACCACCAAGAGACUGCAAACCGAGCUGAUGCAGCUGAUGACCUCUCCCGCUCCAGGAGUCUCGGCCUUCCCCUCGGCUGAUGGCAACCUCCUCUCGUGGACUGCCACCAUCGAGGGUCCUGACGACACCCCCUACGCCGGCCUCACAUUCAAGCUCAGCUUCGCCUUUCCCUCAAACUACCCCUACGCGGCGCCUACUGUCCUUUUCAAGACGCCCAUCUACCACCCCAACGUCGACUUCUCUGGCCGCAUCUGCUUGGACAUCCUCAAGGACAAGUGGACUGCCGCCUACAACAUCCAGACCGUCCUUCUAAGUCUGCAGAGCUUGCUCGGCGAGCCCAACAACGCCUCUCCUCUGAACGGCGAAGCCGCAGAGCUGUGGGACAAGGAUGCCGAAGAGUUCAAGAAGAAGGUUCUCGGACGACACCGUGAUGUCGAGGACGAGUAA
Molecule: messenger RNA, 543 nt
Organism: Ilyonectria robusta
Lineage: Eukaryota; Fungi; Ascomycota; Sordariomycetes; Hypocreales; Nectriaceae
Product: ubiquitin-conjugating enzyme/RWD-like protein
Exons: 3
Coding region: 1-543 (180 amino acids)
Source: RefSeq, a predicted model, not a curated record